Molecule: messenger RNA, 549 nt
Organism: Poeciliopsis prolifica (blackstripe livebearer)
Lineage: Eukaryota; Metazoa; Chordata; Actinopteri; Cyprinodontiformes; Poeciliidae
Product: cytochrome c oxidase subunit 7A2, mitochondrial
Exons: 4
Coding region: 116-367 (83 amino acids)
Biological process (GO): mitochondrial electron transport, cytochrome c to oxygen; regulation of oxidative phosphorylation; mitochondrial respirasome assembly
Source: RefSeq, a predicted model, not a curated record
GGAGCGCUCAAAGCGGAGAACUUCACCGAGCGAAGAAGAAGCAGCGGCCGCAGCAGCAUCUGUUGAGUUCCGGUGUCCUUGUGUUGGAAUCGCGCUACCAGACGGGUCCACUAAGAUGUUCAGAACCAUGAAUGCGGUCCAGCAGAUGGCGCGGCGCAGCAUCUGCAGCUCUGCCCGCCGGCAGGUGGAGAACAAGGUUCCCCAGAAGCAGAAGAUGUUCCAGGAGGAUAACGGGACGCCGAUCCAUUUGAAGGGCGGCAGCAGCGAUGCCCUGCUGUACCGGGCCACCAUGGUUCUGACCGUCCUGGGAGUCGGCUUCACGCUGUACGAACUGGUGAAGGCGUCGUUCCCUCAGAAGAAGGACUGACUCCGGUCCGGAUCGUUGUUCUGGUUCCAGCUGGGCCCAUUUGUAUAGAGAUGAUAUUCCCGGAUCAGAACCGACCCGUUUCCUGCUCUCUCUGUGUUCUUGUUUCAUGUUCUUGGAGCGAUAACUCUAUAUUUCUGUUCACUUGAGGAUCAAUAAACACAAAUACCUCUGAUGACCCAGAA